CCCAUCCUGUUUUCUCCCCUGGGCCUGGGCCUCCACCGCACAGCCUGGAGCAGUCUCGGCCCCUGCCUCCCCCCUCCCCUAGCGCCUGAGCUGUGCAGCUGAGGCCCCCGAAGGAAAGAAGUGGUUGAACAGGCUCUGUCCCUCACCACCACCCCCUACCCUGCAAGCAAGGGUGUCCACAGCCCUGGCGGAACCUUUGUCCUGGCUGGGCCCCAAGCUGCUCAGGCUAAUCUUCUGCCUGAAGCCUGGGGACUUCCCUUAGCCCCCUCCCUGUCUCCCAAACCACUAAAUCAGCACAUUCCUGAAGCAGCCAAGCAGACCCCUCCCCCAUGGCCCACCCCUCUUUCCCGGUUCCUGCCAGGGCUAUUACUCGGGUUGGUCCAGGAAGGCUGGUUGCCCUGUGGGCACGGGCACACCUUUUCAGUGCCUGGGCAUGUAUUGUUCUUGGCAUUGGUGGCAUGGCUAGUGGUGGUAGUGGGGUCAGGGGAGGUGGGUGCUAGAAAUCUUUUGGGCACCUGGGGCAUGAGCCACCCAGGUCCUACAAAGUACCAUCAUGGACAGGGCUGUCAUGUGGCUUCCGCUUCCGCCUUGAUUUCUGCCUCCCACCUGCCUGACUCAGAUCUGCCAGGAAUGCCAUGCCCGAGGGCCUUCAGUCCUACUGGUGAAGGAGUCUUCAAAUGCCCUGAGGACCAGCUUCCUUUGGACUAUGCCAAGAUCUACCCAGACCCCGAGCUGGAGGUCCAGGUACUGGGCCUGGCUAUCCGCUGCAUCCACAGUGAGGAGGGCUGCCGCUGGAGUGGGCCGCUCCGGCACCUGCAGAGCCACCUGAACACGUGCAGCUUCAAUGUCAUCCCCUGUCCCAACCGCUGCCCCACCAAGCUCAGCCGCCGGGACCUGCCCGCCCACCUGCAGCACGACUGCCCCAAGCGGCGCCUCAAGUGCGAGUUCUGCGGCUGUGACUUCAGUGGGGAGGCCUUUGAGAGCCACGAGGGCGUGUGCCCCCAGGAGAGUGUGUACUGUGAGAACAAGUGCGGUGCCCGCAUGAUGCGGCGCCUGCUGGCCCAGCACGCCACCUCCGAGUGCCCCAAGCGCACCCAGCCGUGCACCUACUGCACCAAGGAGUUCGUCUUCGACACCAUACAGAGCCACCAGUACCAGUGCCCGAGGUUGCCCGUGCCCUGCCCCAACCAGUGUGGCGUGGGCACGGUGGCUCGCGAGGACCUGCCCGGCCACCUGAAGGAGAGCUGCAGCACCGCCCUGGUGCUAUGUCCUUUCAAAGACUCCGGCUGCAAGCACAGGUGCCCUAAGCUGGCGAUGGCACGGCACGUGGAGGAGAGCGUGAAGCCCCACCUGGCCAUGAUGUGCGCCCUGGUGAGCCGGCAGCGGCAGGAGCUGCAGGAGCUGCGGCGGGAGCUGGAGGAGCUGUCGGUGGGCAGCGACGGCGUGCUCAUCUGGAAGAUCGGCAGCUACGGCCGGCGGCUCCAGGAAGCCAAAGCCAAGCCCAACCUCGAGUGCUUCAGCCCCGCCUUCUACACGCACAAGUAUGGCUACAAGUUGCAGGUGUCCGCAUUCCUCAAUGGCAACGGCAGCGGCGAGGGCACACACCUGUCGCUCUACAUCCGCGUGCUGCCGGGUGCCUUUGACAAUCUCCUUGAGUGGCCGUUUGCCCGCCGUGUCACCUUCUCCCUGCUGGAUCAGAGUGACCCUGGGCUGGCCAAGCCACAGCACGUCACUGAGACCUUUCACCCCGACCCAAACUGGAAGAAUUUCCAAAAACCGGGCACUUGGCGGGGCUCCCUGGAUGAGAGCUCUCUGGGCUUUGGUUAUCCCAAGUUCAUCUCCCACCAGGAUAUCCGCAAGCGAAACUAUGUGCGGGAUGAUGCCGUCUUCAUCCGUGCCUCUGUUGAAUUGCCCCGAAAGAUCCUCAGCUGAGUGCAGACGGGGCUUCUGGAGAAAGGGAGGGUGGAAUAGGACCUCAGUCAGGAACUGGCUCAAACCAGAGAGGGGGCCGGACCCCCUUUCAGCCUCUUCUGCUGCCUAGGUUCUGUCCCCCUGUUACCCCUGCCACCCUCAGGUGCCUCCUAUUGGUGCUUCAGCCCUGGCCCCUGGGGCAGGAGCAGGUCUUGGGGUCAUCAAGGGCUUGGAAACAAGUGAUCCCAGGGUCUGUCUCCUCUCCUGGGCGGGGAAGAAAGACAUGCCUUGGUGCCGGCCACACUCUUCCCGGGACUGAGGUGCCUGCUGGUGCUACGUCCCAAGAGCCAUAGUGGGGGGUGGGGGGGGGUUGGGAAAGUGAGGGGUAGUCAAAAGAAUCUGUCUUGAGAUCUGAUUUCUCUUCCCCUUUCCCUGACUGUGCCUCCUCCGGUUAUUUAUUUACUUGGUGCCAGGAGGGCACAGCAGGGGAGCCCUGGUUUUUAAUAAAUCCUGAAUUGUAUUUAUUAA
Messenger RNA from Zalophus californianus (California sea lion), 2439 nucleotides. It is a transcript of the gene TRAF4, whose product is annotated as TNF receptor associated factor 4. Gene Ontology annotation, biological process: regulation of apoptotic process; activation of NF-kappaB-inducing kinase activity; positive regulation of JNK cascade. The transcript is spliced from 7 exons. Gene Ontology annotation, molecular function: zinc ion binding; protein binding. Lineage: Eukaryota; Metazoa; Chordata; Mammalia; Carnivora; Otariidae. The coding region runs from base 523 to 1932 and encodes 469 amino acids. The record is from RefSeq and is a predicted model, not a curated record.